Puccinia graminis f. sp. tritici CRL 75-36-700-3 is the source of this 597-nucleotide messenger RNA. RefSeq lists its product as uncharacterized. Bases 1 to 597 code for a protein of 198 amino acids. Lineage: Eukaryota; Fungi; Basidiomycota; Pucciniomycetes; Pucciniales; Pucciniaceae. The record is from RefSeq and is a predicted model, not a curated record. The transcript is spliced from 4 exons.
AUGUACAGUGAUUCAGCGGAGGUGGUGGAUAAGAGAGAGAGACAGAUCGCCUAUAACUCGGCGAGCGCCCGUGCAGCGAGCUCUGUUGCCCGAGUCGCACGGCGUUCCCAUCCCGACAUCAAUAGCCUGCGAAGAGGUCUGGCCCCAGUUGCAUCGGGAGGCGCAAUCUGUGAGACAGAAGACCCUGCGGGGCUGUCCUCCGGGGCUCUCCCUCGAAAGGCUUGUGAUAAGGCUGGCCUGAUCCACAGGUGGCAAAGUGCUCGCGCCUCUGUUGGCUGUGCUGCCCUCCCUCUGCAGUACAUGUCCCUGCUGCUGAGGGCUGUGGCGACUGUCCGCGGGAAGCCUGCAGGCUCGAGCCCGCGCUGGCGCACGUCUUGGGAAGAAGCUUUCAAGGACAGCUCGAGUCUGUACAGUCGACUCCGGCUCAACUCAGCAAUCCCCCCCGUGAGGUGGUUCCCAGAGAUCCACAGGUUUAGAGUCCUCAAGCUUGCUGCCAUCUAUACAACAUCGGUCGACCAACCGACAUUCAACCAGCUUUCUUGCGGGUCUUUCUCGGAGUCGGUCGCAUGGGCGUGGAUUGAGAGGCUGACAAGCUGA